ACGGAGGGGAUACGCAGGUUCAGUCGACGUCAGCGGAGUCCGCCGUCACGUCACUGGUUUUGUGGAGUCACGGCGUGAGUUGAGCGUUUGAAUGUAAACAAGAGGCGUCGGGGGUUAUCACAGACGGUAGCGGUAACGGCGGCGGGCCCGCCUCCCCCUCACGGUAAAGGCCCUGAUUGUCCGGUGUGAUCCAGCCCAGCCCAGCCCGGCGCGUGAGGGGGGCGAAGGCAGGCGCACUUCUCGUCUCUGCCAGUCCUAGGCCCCAGGCCCCGCGCCUCCCGCCACCCCGAGGCCCGACUGUCGGGGCCCGAUUGCCCAGCGCUCGGCCGCUGCCGCACGCCCGAGGAGACGGAAGAAAAACUGAUCAGAGUUUCACAAGGCUGCAUAGAAAAUGAAAGCAAGAGAAAGAUUAAGAUCACCGACUUCAAGAAACUAAAUGAGGGAAAUUCCAGUUGCUUGUAUGACUAUUUAAAGAUAACAUCGAGCCUGGCUGUUUUCCCCAACAUGGAACCGGAGGGAAAAGGUGGUGAGGAUGAGGAGAGCCUGCAGAUGGCAUUCAAAAAGCUUAAAGUGGAUUCUGAACGUGCUGCGCCUGCAUCUGUCCACAUAAACACUGAAACAACUACUUCAAGGACAUCAAUGCGAGGCAGCCCUGACGGAGCUAAGGCCAGGACAGUAUGUUCUUCCAAAGAGAGCUGGCACGGCUCAACCAGAAAGCCAUCGCGUGGUGCCAUCAGAACUCAGCGGAGAAGACGUUCUAAAUCGCCCAUUCUUCAUCCUCCUAAAUUUACUUACUGCAGUUCCGCAGCGCCCUCGGCCAGCUCGCAAGCGAAGCACAGUAACCAAACGGAGCCUUACCAGGGCCUUGCCGUCCAGCCUCCCAAAGAGUGCUGUAAGGCCGGGCAGCCUGAAGCUGUGUUUGGCGCUAAAGUCCCCACCGUCUUCUCACUGGAGCCAUCGGAAGAACCCGCAGUUGUAAAUGGCACCGAAUCACGCACUGACUCCCCAUCCGAGACCCCGAAACUAGCGGCCCUGAAGUCCAGGCCAUCCUCCGACUUCCAGUCUCUGUCGAAGCUUCACCAGACCGACUCCUGCUGCUGCUCGCGGGAGAAGGAAUGCCGCUGCAAGCGGUGGCAAGAUGUCGAGGUGUACUCCUUCACCGGGCUUCGCAGCGUGAUAUCGGAGUGCGAGAGAGAUGCAGCCGAGACCGGCCGACGCAACUCACCCCGUCGAAGAACUCAGCCAGGCACUGGGGCCGCGGGUUCCCCACGCUCUUGCUCCGAAGAGGCCAGGGCAUUUGUUGAAGACAUCACCAUCGAAGACCUGUCGGGAUACAUGGAAUAUUACCUGUAUAUCCCCAAAAAAAUGUCACACAUGGCCGAAAUGAUGUACACUUAAAAGAAGAAUCACUCCUUCAAUGGGUGAUUUAUUUUCAAGCUAACGUGACUGGUGUAAAAACAAAAGUUGGAAGGAAUACUGGCUUAGUUAAAUUAUGCAAGAACUGAUUUUUUUCUUUUUUCUUUUGAUUUGACUUUUCAAAGUAAUUUCUUUUCUCCACCGCUCCCUGUGGUUUUACUUUGGGGCCCUUGGUGUAGUUUGGAGCUUCAUGAGUGUCACAUGUGAAAACAUGAAGCUGUUGGUCUAACAUAUGUGUUUUGGGACACAGGCUUAAAAUGUCCGAAGUUCACUGUUUACAUAAUAUAAGUCAGCAGUCAAAUUAAUCAACAAAAUUUCUUGCAUUCGCACUACAUCUACAGUGGAGAAAGAUGUUUUUUAUUUGCACGAAUAGAAUAACAUGAUGGCUUUGAAAUAAACGGUAGGGUACGUCUUUGGCUGAUUGCAGGCUGUGACUUGUGUUUAUGUAUUCCUCUGACAGAAAAUAGUCUUAACCUCUGAUUUGGAAUGUUAAAUCUGCAUUGCGUUGUGAUUUUAAACCUGGUAAAACCAAGGGAAGUCAUUUCUGAGUGUGCAAAUGUAAAAUCCAGUACCGCCCAAAUCCUGUGCUCUCCUCUUCUGUGAAUGGAUUUGAGGUGGGGGGUGAUGGAGUAUUGGCUUCCGAUUUCUUUAGCCGCAUACUGUGUCUUCAGCGGAGCGGAUCACAAGUGCUAUCUGAAUUGGAAGACCAUGGGUAGAAAUUCCCAUUAUGCUAAAGGAGCAGAAAAAGUAGUUACACAUUGUACCAAAAAUUGGGCUUAUGAACUCCAAUGGAAUUGAAUUUUGGAAGUAGGUGGCACAAAGCCAUCUUAUUUAUGUAUUUUGCCCCCUAGCAGUUGCUUCCCCUUUUCAGAAUUAAUUUGUACACCACUCUAAUUUAUUGGCGUAUUGGUCCAUUUUGAAGGAACAUUUGCUGGUGUGAGUUGUAAUUGAUACGCAUUUAAUAAUCCAAAAGAAAAAAGCUGGAAAUGUGUAAAGGAACUAUUGAAUGUGCAUUAGCAGACCAAGCAGUGUCUGGAGAGAUGCAAAUAACUGGUUUUCUCCCUCUGUAGAAUCUCCCUAACCAGCUGAGCAUUCCAAGCUCUAUCUUGGCAGCCAAUUGAUCUAUGACUUGUUGCUCUACCAGUUGUUCACAUUAGCUGGGUACGAUGACUUGGAAUUACCUGAUUACUUGUAACCCAAACUAAUUUGUGCCCUCCAAUUUAGCUUUUUUUUAAAGCUUGAAAUAGUUGUUCACUGCACUAACCAGCGAGAGGAUGAAUGAUGAAACCAGAGUAUUUAAAUCUAUUGCUGAUCCUUUAAGAUAAAUGAUCUUGAAUGGGAAAUGGAGAAGGUGCUGCAACUAGCUCUUGCACUCCUGGGUUUUAUGUGCACACUUGUAGGUGUGAAUAGAGGAGGGGUGAGGAGAAAUCCACCUUCGGGUAAUAAUUCACCUGGAUUGUGAAAUGUCAAUUUUGAGGAUGUUUAACGUUAAUCUAUUUGGAUGAAAACAAAUUAUAAAAUGUCCGCUUGAGUGCUUUUGUAGUGACAUAAACACAGAUUACGCCAUAUCUGAAUUGAAUUAUUUCUGAUUUCCUUCCUCCAACAGAGGAUAAAGUGCUUUGAGUAUUAACACCGCCCUUCUGAUAGGACUACGGUAGAGUUCUGAAGUAGCAUGAGUACUCUGUGCAUCUUUGUCUUGUUUACUGUAGUUAUUUUGCACCAAAAAAAUCAAUUUAUUUGGAAUCAGUAAUUCAGAUUAGGAAAGGAUGGAGGGUAUUCUGCGUCUCCAGAGAUUGAACCUCGUAAAAUCUUAUUGAACUUGGAAUCAAAUUGACUUUUAAUUAGCAACAAUAGUCAAACGGGCAGCCUGUUAGAAUAAAUGUUGAGGCGUUUUCCAAUUUACUUCUGGGAAGUGAUGUUGUGUGCAAAGCCAACUCCAAGCUGCACUGAUUAGGAGGUGGGUAAUUUGAUUAAUACAACUUAUUGGAUGUUCUUCUACAGCAGAGGAUAGUUCAGAGUUGAGUCCAACAUGGAUUCUCCCAAGUUACAAAAUUAAAAACUGGGUUAUCAAUUGUAAUAUUUGAAAAUUGUACGUCCAUCUGUAAAGUAUACAUGCCCAGUACCAUUCUGUUCCAUAUGGUCUGAAACCCACUAGUUAUUUAAAAACAGAACCUCAGCAUGGUUAACACUAUUAUAUUAACAAUUGUGCCAAAACAUACACUCAAUUCACAAAGUAGCUAUAUUCACAGGAAGAUGUGCUGAAAUUAGGCGUCAAAUCCAAAAUUAAUUUGAAAUUGAUCAGGGAUGAAAAUAGGGUAUAGUAAUUAAUGAUGCUGCCAUUUUUGAAAUCACACAAGUUUACAUAUAACUGUUUAAUGUAUACUACCUAAUCCUGUGAUCUGCUGCAAUAUGGCAUUGCAUCCCUCUUUUGGUGUAUUGAAAUUUUUUUGCAUUAAAUAAAAAUGUUGCAGUUUGAUGCCAGACAGUUGCAUCCCUGGGUAAUGCAAUUUGCAUAUGCAUGACUUGUUUAUUUCAGCAGAUCCCAGAAAUUUAUGUUUGGCCAGAAAUGUAGAAGAUCCAGAUCUUGCAAAAAAAGUGCUCACAACCCAAGCGUUAUGGCAUGGUCUAUUCACUGUCCCUCGCAGUAAUAGCGAAACUUUGUGAUAUCCUUUUAAACACCACAAAAUGCAUAAAUGUUUCCUGAAUUAUAAAAAAUUGCUGCUUAUUGUUAAAUGUUUGGGGAUUUUUGUGCGUUGUGUCAUCAGUUCCCCAACCCUCUCCAUCCCAGCACCACGUACAAACUUGUACAUUGACCCACUGAUUGAAGUGUACAACUGUGUAGAGAUGCCUGCUUGUAUUGUGGGCUGUUGGACCUUUUUAAAGUCCAUCCAUGUUGACAGUUACCUUUCCAAGUCUGAGCUCGAACAUGCGUUAGUUAUCAUUUGCCUGCGUCCAGAGGUGUGUGGGUCCUAUCCCCAACACAAGAACUGAGCAUGUAGCUUCACUAUUGUGAUGCCCCAAGUGAAUGAUGCUGUUCAAAAAUUGGUGUUGGGAAGUUAUUUGGGAUAUAUACAAAGGAUGGAUGUCAAAAUGAAUGGAGGAGACUUAAUUCCAUCUAAUUAUAUUAAUUUCAAAAGCAAAAGAAACACAUUACGGCAGGUUUUAUGGUGACAGCCUCUGUGGCCAAAUCAGAGAAAAAAAGCUGCAUGUAUGUAUUGUACCAUUCUUAACUAUUUCACAGUAGGAUCACAUUGGAUUGCUGUAUUGUCUAGGUUCUUAGUUUUUGACAUAAUUGGACGUGCCAGAAUUCUACAGACUGUCAAUCUCUGUUUUGAAUGUUAGCAAAUUCUCAUUCUAAUACUGUGUUCCCAUGCAGUGAGUAUUUUAUGCAUCAAAAUCCUGGAUGUUCUUUCCAAUAAAGCCACAUGUAAAUAGGU
Messenger RNA from Amblyraja radiata (thorny skate), 4853 nucleotides. It is a transcript of the gene oser1, whose product is annotated as oxidative stress responsive serine-rich 1. The transcript has 5 exons. Lineage: Eukaryota; Metazoa; Chordata; Chondrichthyes; Rajiformes; Rajidae. Gene Ontology annotation, biological process: cellular response to hydrogen peroxide. The record is from RefSeq and is a predicted model, not a curated record. The coding region runs from base 505 to 1398 and encodes 297 amino acids.